Molecule: messenger RNA, 744 nt
Organism: Auxenochlorella protothecoides
Lineage: Eukaryota; Viridiplantae; Chlorophyta; Trebouxiophyceae; Chlorellales; Chlorellaceae
Product: Serine/threonine-protein kinase dst1
Exons: 5
Coding region: 1-744 (247 amino acids)
Biological process (GO): regulation of MAPK cascade; protein phosphorylation; intracellular signal transduction
Molecular function (GO): ATP binding; protein kinase activity
Source: RefSeq, a predicted model, not a curated record
AUGCAGGACGUCCUCGACGAUCCGGACAAAGUCUUCCAGCUAUUGCACCCCCUGGGCCGGGGAUCAUAUGGAGCGGUAUACAAGGCCAGGGUAAUAAGCACGGGCGAAGUUGUGGCAGUGAAGGUCAUCCCGCUGGCCGCAGACGACGAGAUCGAGAGCAUCCAGAGGGAGAUUGCCAUGCUCCGGGACUGCAAGCACCCAAACAUCGUCAAGUACUAUGGAAGCGUCAAGACGCCGGACUCACUCUGGAUUGUCAUGGAGUACUGCGCCGGGGGGUCUGUCAGCGAUAUAAUGCACGUGAACUCGUCCAGUCUCUCCGAGGCGUUGAUCAAGUACAUUACCGGAGAAACGCUGACCGGUCUGGCGUACCUCCACUCUGUGGGCAAGGUACACCGAGACAUCAAGUGUGGCAACAUCCUCCUGACUGAAAACGGGGAGGUGAAGCUGGCCGAUUUCGGCGUCGCGGCCCAGCUCACUAAUACCAUGAGCAAGCGCAAUACUUUCAUUGGGACCCCACACUGGAUGGCUCCCGAAGUCAUCCAGAUAAGCCAGUAUGAUGGCAAGGUCGAUGUCUGGGCGCUGGGCAUCACGGUGAUAGAGAUGGCCGAGCAGGCUCCACCCCGGUGGAAGAUAAAUCCUAACCGCGUUAUUUUCAUGAUAGUCAAGGAUCCCGCGCCGCGUUUGUCGGAUUCUGAGCGCUGGAGUUUUCAAGCGGAGUUCAUAUCCAAGAGCCUGCAUGAGUGA